Messenger RNA from Pseudomyrmex gracilis, 2178 nucleotides. RefSeq lists its product as uncharacterized. Gene Ontology annotation, molecular function: nucleotide binding; DNA binding; DNA-directed DNA polymerase activity. The record is from RefSeq and is a predicted model, not a curated record. Gene Ontology annotation, biological process: DNA replication. NCBI's taxonomy places the organism in Eukaryota, Metazoa, Arthropoda, Insecta, Hymenoptera, Formicidae.
AUGGGAAAACGACUGCCAGCGUUUGUGAAACCGUACGUUUUUGCUGCGAUUGCGGCGCAACAAAUUUGCGAAGAGUGUGCGGAAGAGAAUGAUAUAACGCUGCAUUGCCGUUGGUGCGGGACACGAGAACAUAUAUUCCGCGAUAACCCAGUUAAACAAUUCGUUAAGUUUGCUAUGCGUACAUCAAAAUAUUUUAAAAAAUUUAUUUGCAUCGCCUAUAAUGCGAAAGCAUUUGACGCGCAAUUUAUUCUUCGAUAUGUAGUUAAAAGCGGUAUUAAUUUAGAACCUAAAGUAAUUUUAAACGGAACAAAAAUAAUUCUAAUGUCUGUAGGNCGUACAAAAUUUGUAGACAGUGUUAAUUAUAUACCUAUGAAAUUAGCGGAGUUACCAAAAGCUUUCGGACUGUCAGUUACAUCCGAUAAAGGUAUUUUUCCCNACUUAUUUAACACUAUCGAGAAUCAAACAUAUGUCGGUUCGUUACCCGAUGUAAAAUAUUACUCUCCAGAAACAAUGAAAUCUGAUGAACGCGAACGUCUUUUAAAAUGGCAUAAGAAGAUGACGCAAAAUAAAGUCGUUUUCGAUUUUCAGCAUGAAAUAAUACGCUAUUGCCGUACCAAUGUCGAUAUUUUACGUCAGGCCUGCAUAGCUUUUCGAAAAAUCUUUCUUGAUCGCGGUAAUGUUUGCCCGUUUGAGGAAUGUACAACUAUUGCUUCUUCAUAUAUGACAGUUUUUCGUAAAAACUUUCUGCGAAAAAAAGAAAUAGGUAUUAUCCUUUCGGGAGGGUAUAGAAUGGUAAACAAACAAUCACGCAAAGCUCUACAAUGGUUACUGUGGAUGGAGCACGUGCUUAGUCAAAGUAUAAUUCAUGCGGGUAAAGGUCGUGAAUAUAGAUUAAUUGACGGUACGUUAGUCAACGGAUAUCAUGAAACGGCAAAUCCAGCACACCGGCAUGUUUUACAAUUUCACGAGUGCUUCUGGCACGGCUGCCCUAAGUGCUUUAGAAUAAAUCGCGCGCUUUCAUCACAUCGAGAAGAUACAAUCGACUCACGUUAUGGACGAACUCUCGCCACAACGUAUCGUCUUCGAAAACGGGGAUACAUUGUUACAGAAAAGUGGGAGUGUGAUUUCGAUCGUGAAAUACGCGAAAAUCAAAAUCUUAAGAAUUUCGUCUCAAGACAACACGUGAUAACUCCUCUUAAUCCGGGCGACGCGUUUUACGGCGGACGCACGGAAAAUAUUGUAACACAGUAUGAGAUUGCUGGAACAGAAAAGAUACGCUAUGUCGAUGUAUGCUCUUUAUAUCCUUAUUUUUUAAAAACAGGAGUUUUCCCAAUCGAUUACCCCGAUAUUUAUGUAGGAGAAGAAUGCUCAGUUUUAAUUGGUGAAGCUCCGAAUUAUGAUUUUUCCAAUGUCGAAGGACUUGUGCGUUGUAAGGCUCUUCCUCCACGCGAUCUUUUUCACCCCGUUCUUCCGUAUCGUGCGCACGGUAAAUUGUUAUUUGCUUUAUGCCGUAGCUGUUGCGAAACGCUCUCACAAGACGCCUGCGCACAUGAACAUUCAAAAGAUCGCGAAUUUGAAGAGGUUGUUAAAACGCGUCAGCGGCUCAUGGAGUUACUCGCAAGUCCUGAACAUGAAAUAAUUGACAUGUUACCCGUGAACAAUAACAUGAUGUAUAUUUCGUGGCGGUUGAGACGCGAGGCAGUCAUACCCUCUCCAUUGACGAACGUCGUAAUAGCAGCUUACACAACAGCGCAAGCCCGUUUAAAAUUAUAUGAAUAUUUAGAGCGAUUAGAUCAGCGUGUUCUAUACUGCGAUACUGACUCAUGUAUAUAUUUGAGCAACGGCGUUCCUUGCGAAUAUGAGCCGCCUACGGGAAAUUUUUUGGGGAACAUGACGAACUUGAAAGUUAUGGGCGAGGUAGCUAUAUUGAAUCAUUUGUAUCUGGAGGACCUAAAUUUUAUGCGUAUGUGGUACGCACUCCCGAAGGACAUACUCACAAAAUAUCCAGAAAUGUGCUUCGUCGCUGAACCAUAUGUAUGGAAGAUUACCGCGCUUCUGACUGAGAUACGCGCCGAAGGUUGUUGCAAAUGCGAGCCGUUUCUCUUCGUUGAGAGGGGAAAGCGUUUGAAGCAUCUGGAUUUUGUAGGGGAACAUGUCGAUAUCUUCCGUCAUCAUUCG